AUGAAGCCGAGGGAUCUAAAGGCCGAGUGGGAAGCAAAGGAUGACAGCUCCGUACCGCGAAUUGAUCCUGAACGUUCCCUUUGCUUGUCCCUCCACCUCCCAAUUGUCAAGAUUGAAGGAGAACUGGCCUCUCAAUGGCAACCGCUCGAAGGCCGUCGACGCACAACUUGGAGUCCGCCCAUCUACACCUCAACCGACCGCCGGAAAUAUUCUCGCGACCACUGCAUUUGCUGUGGUCGCAUGGAGACGAAGAGUUGGGCGGAGCGGCGAAGCUGGCUGGGAUCGACGAAGGCGUUCGCACAUGAAGCGCAAUGGAUGGGGAAGCGUGGUUGGGAAGUGGACGAUGAUCUUUGUGAUUCCAGAGGGUUUCAACGACCAAGCGAGAAGCCGAUGACGAAGGAUUUGAGUGCUCGUUCGCGGACCAAAGCCCUCAACUCACUGACUCAAGGAUCUCGUCUCGAAAACUCGAUGAUGUUGCUACAGGCUCAUGGGAAACGCAUGGAACGAAUUCUAAAGGGACACUAUUGGACUGUUAACCGAGAUAUUCAGCCAUUGAAGACGAUCUUUGUGGAAGCACUUGUCCGUUCUCGUACCUGUUUACUUCUGGAGUGCCCGGCGUAUCAAAAGCCACUCUUCUCGGAUAUCCUUGCG
Mesorhabditis belari is the source of this 651-nucleotide messenger RNA. Lineage: Eukaryota; Metazoa; Nematoda; Chromadorea; Rhabditida; Rhabditidae. The record is from the annotation of a GenBank genome assembly.